This is a messenger RNA of Paramuricea clavata, 588 nucleotides long. Lineage: Eukaryota; Metazoa; Cnidaria; Anthozoa; Malacalcyonacea; Plexauridae. The record is from the annotation of a GenBank genome assembly.
AUGGAAGAACCAGGAAUUGAUAGAGCCGUUGACAUCUUUGACCCAACAAAAAGUUCCGUGUCGAAAAAGAUAGCCCAACUACCACCGAGUUACAGUCAAGUACCACCAAUGUACCUACGCCCCAGUGACUUUUACGCACCGGAAUCUAAAGGAGAGCUGACGAUAGAUCCUCAAGUGAUGCUAAAUAGUAGUGAACCCUAUCCUGAACAAGAUUGGCUGGAGAAUACUCUGCAACUUCUCUCUAAAGAAAAAUUGGAGAAAGAUGAUUUCGUAUCAUGGGCGGCAUAUCGCGCUUCAAAAUCCAUGUUGUCGAGUCACGAGCCAGCCAUCAUUUCACUAUUACCGAUGUUUAUAGAGAACGCCCACUCCGUCGCUAUGAUAGCACAUUCCUUGAAAGUGAUCAAAGCAGCUGUAAAUCAGGUCAAUCCUACACAAAUCCCAGUUGUUGCAGUAGAUCAGCCACUGUUUGCUCUCGCCAAACAAAUUCAGUGGACGUUCAAUGAAAUAUUCGAUGAAGAUCAAUUUGUCAUCAUCACUUCACAUAGAAAUGCCGGCCUUCAAGAUGCUCGGAAAGUGGCUCAGCGGUAG